GCCGCCUGAGCGCGCUUCCUUUUGUCAGUCACGUGACCAGCAGAGUGCCCGUUGACUCACUCAAGAUGGCCUCCCCCUUCAAUUCCUGAUCAGUGCGCUCGGCUCGCCGGUUGCGGUUCCCUCUUGACUUGUCUGUCGAUCGAGGUUUCGGUUCCCCUCCAUGAUGCUGCAUAUCCCCGCGAGGAGGAGGACUCAGGCCGUGCGGAGAUCGGCGGAAGAUGGAAGAGGGUCGCCCACCUUGUUCAACCUGUGUGCCCGGGUGGUGAGUGCCAACAUGGACCGCCUGGAGCAGGACGUGUGGGAUUUGCCGGCUGUGAUACUGCAGGGAGUUUUGCCGCUGCUGAAUAUUUACCAUCUGGAAAGAAUAGAACAGGCUGCAGUCAAGAAAGGUCUUUCAACGCAGCAUCUCUGGCGUAAGUACUGGACAGAGAUCAUGAAAGGUGGACGGCCAGAUUGUGUGUCUGUGAAAUGCUGGCGGAAUAAAUUCAUGGAAGCCUUAUUUCACAACGUGCUGCGUGGUGUUGUCGAUGUUUCUGUGGACGGGCGCCUGGAUGACAAGAGAUGUUCCCCUUUGUUCUUCAGCUCACGGCAUGUAAAGGAGUUUACUAUGACCAAUAGGCAGCCGGGGGUGUCGAAGCUCUCACCUGGAGUACUGGACUGCCUCUCAGAGUCUGUUGAAACCCUGAAACUGCUACAUCUCCGAUCGUCUGAUGACGUUGGCAUGCGAUUUUUGAAGAUCGUUCUACACCGUCUCAUCCAUCAUGGACAAGUGAACAAGUUGGCUCUACUUUCCUGGCCUGCUCCGGACAGUAAGCUGUUGGAAAUCAUUUUAAGUAUCAGUGCUGGGUUUUGGCAGUAUGGAGACCCACCAUGUACAAUCUGUUCAAAUAGCCCAUCCCGUGAUUAUUUGAAGAAUGCCCAUGAUCCCAGACUUGGGGCACAUCCUUUACAGACUGCAUGUACUGCACGUGUCUCCAGAGUGCAUUGCAUAGAAGAGGAGGUGGUUAGCCAAAGUGCCUUGUUAAGCCUGCAGCCCCUUAACAUCAGUCAGAAUGUUGCCAUAGAUGUUUCUAACACCAAGUGUGCUGACAAUUCUAUGGACCCUACACUGCCUAUGCCUGCUGUGGGCAGUAAAGUAGCAUCUACCUCAAAGGAAGAUCUUAAAUCUGGUUCAGACUUACAGGACGAUGUUGACUCUAAACAAGAUGACUUGUAUGACUUCAUUUUCAGUGCUCCUAAGGGGGAAGGUAAUGCUGAGGACUUAAAUGAUUUACACAAAGAAAGCUCUGCUGGGGAGGUGGUAAACUUGGGAGCAGUGCCCGUUAAGAGGACAAUUAUUACCUUUAAAAACAGAAACGUUACUAUACCAUAUCUUGAAGGUGCCCAUUACCUUCGAAGUGUCAGAACUCUAAACUUGCACAACAUCAGCUUGAGUCAGGCGGCCUGCCACUCGCUGUGCGUCCUGCUCCAAACAUGGGUGUCUCUGGAAAGACUCACGCUGGCUUACAAUGAUAUAGGUGCAAAUAUUGCCAUGGUGAUAGGUUCGCUUGCCAAUCUCUCCAACCAUCCGGAGUGCAGCCUCCAAGCAAUAUCCCUGAGUGAUUUUACAGCGUUCAUCCCAACUAUUCACCUGUCUCAAAUGAUACUUUCCAGCUUCCCUCGCCUCCAGAUAAUGUCUCUAAGCUAUGACAUGGAGAAUCCCAGCAGUAUUGAAAUGUUCAAGGAAUCCAUGACUGUAUCCGAAUUCAAAGAAAACCAGCUAAAGCAGUUGGAUCUAAGAUUUCCCCAGGACCCGUUGCAUAGUGAACGUCUGGUAUCCUUAUUGCAAGCCUCUACCUCAUUGUUGGAGCUCUCGUUGGACAAUUCCACAUUUCCGAAUAAUGACCUCAUAAAAACCUUGCUGCGCACAUUCUCAGAACACAACACUGCGCUGAAGAAGUUAAACUUGCAUGACAUAAAGCUGAUCGAUGCACAAAAGGAACUUGUGUGGUUCUUAGAAAAUACCAAAAUUGAAGAUCUCCGAUUAUCGUUCUGUCGGCUGUUUGAGAGAACAACUGUGGAUUUCUUCACUCAGUUUGCCGGAGCAUUGAAAAAAAAUAAAUGUUUAAAGGUUCUGAAGCUCUGUGGGAAUCGUCUUGGAAAUGAGGGAUUGGUUGUAAUGGCUGAAAUCUAUGCCCCUGAUUCACUGUCGAGGAUUCAUCACUUGGAUGUCAGCUCCAACUGCAUCAGACCCGAUGGACUCCUUCAGUUUGCAAAGAAGCUGGAAAAAUAUGGGAAUCCCAAGCUUAGAUAUUUAAGCAUUGCGCAGAAUUUGCUGGAUCGCGACCCAGUAAUGGCACAAGAGGCCUUGAAGUGCAUGGAAGACAUGUUUUGCGUCGUCAGUGACAGAUGGGAUUCUACGCAGGCACUUGUUGACCACCUCAGCAUAAUGCGCGCUUUGUUUCCAAAUGGGGACUGACUUUGACGAGCGCUCAGAAAGCCCCAGGGAUUCUGUCGUGAACACUGCGUGGAAGAGACAGGUGUCAGCCCAAUGUGCAGCUCUCUGGUUAAUGUGUGGACUGACCCUGGCUGAGAAUCUUGUUUUUAUUUAUUUUUCCUAUUUUAAUUUUUUUUUAUUAUUAUUGUGAGAGUAUUUUAACAUGUUUAUUAAACUGGCUAGCACUCUCUUCAGAAUAUCAGCAUGGCUCCUUUACUGGUUUCUUUUUAUAUUUUUUAUUUUAAAGCCAUAGUUUAAGAAUCUGCAUUCUUAAACUCUAUAUUGAGUCAAUAUAGUCAAUAUAUGGUCAGUAAAACGGCUCAGGGGAUAGAAUUUAACAUCUGACCUGUAACCAACGUGCAUUACCUUUACCUUAAUAGUUACAAAGGCUUGGUAUCGCUGUGUCAGAAUUUUAUUUUAGGUUUUGUUUUUCUCCCCUCCUUCCCUCAUGCCCAGUAUGUUUGCAGUUAACUGAUCAUAGGUGUUAAUCAAGCUAUCUUGGAAGGGAAAACUGAAAGUGGUGGAAGCAUAUAUGUUAUCAAAAGUACAGAACAGUUAGGGGGGUGAGCCUUAGAGAUCUAUAGAAAACCGACAGGAAAUAUUCUGUC
Molecule: messenger RNA, 3084 nt
Organism: Pelobates fuscus (common spadefoot toad)
Lineage: Eukaryota; Metazoa; Chordata; Amphibia; Anura; Pelobatidae
Gene: LRRC41
Product: leucine rich repeat containing 41
Exons: 11
Coding region: 161-2458 (765 amino acids)
Cellular component (GO): nucleus; cytoplasm
Molecular function (GO): protein binding
Source: RefSeq, a predicted model, not a curated record